This is a messenger RNA of Megachile rotundata (alfalfa leafcutting bee), 1364 nucleotides long. It is a transcript of the gene rnh1, whose product is annotated as ribonuclease H1. NCBI's taxonomy places the organism in Eukaryota, Metazoa, Arthropoda, Insecta, Hymenoptera, Megachilidae. The record is from RefSeq and is a predicted model, not a curated record. Gene Ontology annotation, molecular function: RNA-DNA hybrid ribonuclease activity; magnesium ion binding; nucleic acid binding. Gene Ontology annotation, biological process: DNA replication, removal of RNA primer.
CUUGUUCGCCGGAGAGAUGGCGCUAGUUCUGCAAUUUUAGACCGAUUUUCAUUAAUAUUGCUUUUUUUUCAUUUAAUAAACAAUUAAUGCAGAAAUAAAACAAUCAGUACUCCAAUCUAAGUGCAUAAGUCAUUUCUAGAAUCUCAAUAGCCUAAUGAAACUGUUAAAAAUAAUUUUUGGGGACAAUGGCUUUUCAAAGUUUGUGACACAAUCACGGUUACAUUAUAGCUGUGGUAUACUCUCUCGUACGAAUAACAAUAACAUACCAAAAAUAUAUUAAUUGUCCGUAAUUUUAUGUAAAUUAUUCCCUACUUCUUGUAAUAGUAACUAAGACGACAAAUUAAAAUUCAUCGCGAGUUUAUAUUUUGUGUUUAUCUUGUAAUAUUACAUUUGAACUUUUGUGUUUAUGUCAAGCAUAUGAGACACGGUUUGAAAAAAAUUGAAAUUUGCAUAUUGAAAAACAUGGUUUAUUACGCUGUUGCCAAAGGCAGGAAUACUGGAAUCUAUAGCACCUGGGAUGAAUGUCAAAAACAAGUAACUCGUUUCUCUGGACCAAUAUUCAAAAAAUUUACCACAAAAGCUGCAGCUGAAGAAUUCAUUCUAAAAAAUUCUGAAUCAAAUCAGACACCUAAUAAGAAUUCAGCAUCUGUACUUACUAAAAGAUUACGAGCACAAAAGACCAAACUAUUAGAAGGUACUAGUCAGGAAUCAAGUUCAACAAAGAGUGAGGCACCAAAAAGGAAAACAAUGGCAUUACCUACCUGUGAGAGUCCUAUGAAAAGAACACGGGGAGAAUAUAUUAUAGACAGCAAUGGUUAUGUGAAUGUAUAUACUGAUGGUGCAUGUAGUUCAAAUGGUCGUAAAAAUGCAAAAGCAGGAAUAGGUGUUUGGUUUGGUGAUGACCAUCCUUUAAAUGUAUCAAGACCAGUUGUUGGAAGAGCAACUAAUAAUAUGGCAGAAAUUCAGGCUGUAACUGUAGCAGCCCAACAAGCAGCAAAAGCAGGCAUCAAGAACUUAAAAAUUAAUACAGAUUCACAGUUUCUUAUUUCUUGCAUAACAAGUUGGAUGCCAAAAUGGAAAAGGAAUGGAUGGAAGACUUCUAAUAAUGAACCUGUCAUAAAUAAAACUGAGCUGUUAGAAAUGGAAAAGGCACUUAACAGCUUAGAUGUAACUUGGAACCAUGUUAAUGGUCAUGUUGGAAUUUAUGGUAAUGAAAUGGCUGACCAAUUAGCAAGAGCAGGCUGUGAAGACUAUUAAAAAUAUUUUUAUAUAUAAUGUAAAAUAUUAACUACUGAGUGCAGUUUGAUAUAGGGAAGGAAUUAAGAAUUAUUUAUUAAGACUUUGUACAUGUCAGCUAUAUUCAU